UCGAUUACACUUAUUUAUUUACCUACUUAUAAGGCGAUUAUUAAUAUCAUCGUUUUCAGAAAAGAAAAGGAGCCCAGCUAUCCUUCCGUUGUUGGGUGCCUGUUCCGCAUUUUCCGAUGGGAGUUCCUCACCGCUACAGCUCUCAAAACAAUUAGCGACACCUUACAGUUUGCUAAUCCAUUUUUCUUACACCAGCUCAUUGGACUAAUUUCCGACAAGCAUGCCCCACUUUGGAAGGGUAUAUCCUACGCCAUUUUGAUGUUCUGCGCUUCAGAGCUUCGUUCAUUCGUCCUCAACAACUACUUCUUCAUCAUGUUCCGCCUAGGAGUCAAAUGCCAAACAGUACUGACUGCUGCUGUCUACAGAAAGUCUCUACAACUGUCCAAUUCGGCUCGGCGAGACAAAACAAUCGGAGAAAUUAUAAACUUGAUGGCUAUUGACAUCGAAAAGAUUCAGUUCAUCGCUCAAUAG
This is a messenger RNA of Cooperia oncophora, 471 nucleotides long. The record is from the annotation of a GenBank genome assembly. NCBI's taxonomy places the organism in Eukaryota, Metazoa, Nematoda, Chromadorea, Rhabditida, Trichostrongylidae.